Molecule: messenger RNA, 1075 nt
Organism: Panicum hallii
Lineage: Eukaryota; Viridiplantae; Streptophyta; Magnoliopsida; Poales; Poaceae
Product: 3-methyl-2-oxobutanoate hydroxymethyltransferase 1, mitochondrial-like
Exons: 4
Coding region: 29-955 (308 amino acids)
Biological process (GO): pantothenate biosynthetic process
Cellular component (GO): mitochondrion
Molecular function (GO): magnesium ion binding; 3-methyl-2-oxobutanoate hydroxymethyltransferase activity
Source: RefSeq, a predicted model, not a curated record
GAAGCACCGCCGCGGGGAGCCCCUCACCAUGGUCACCGCGUACGACUACUCGUCCGCGGUCCACGUGGACUCCGCGGGGAUCGACCUCAUCCUCGUCGGCGACUCCGCCGCGAUGGUCGCGCACGGGCACGGCAACACCCUCCCCAUCUCGCUCGACCUCAUGCUCGAGCACUGCCGCGCCGUCGUGCGCGGCGCGCCGCGGCCGCUCAUCGUCGGCGACCUCCCCUUCGGGUCCUACGAGUCCUCGGCCGCUCAAGCUGUCGAAUCCGCGGUGCGGCUCGUGAAAGAAGGCGGCGUGGAUGCGGUGAAGUUGGAAGGCGGCGCGCCGUCGAGAGUGAGCGCGGCCAGGGCGAUCGUGGAGGCCGGGAUAGCCGUGAUGGGGCACGUCGGGCUCACACCACAGGCGAUCAGCGUGCUCGGCGGGUUCCGGGCGCAGGGGAAGACGGUCGACAGUGCUCUUAAGGUCGUGGAGGCGGCGCUGGCUUUGCAGGAGGCCGGCUGCUUCGCGGUUGUCCUCGAGUGCGUGCCUUCUCCGGUAGCAGCAGCUGCGACCCAAGCACUGCAAAUCCCAACCAUCGGCAUCGGGGCUGGAUCUCUGUGCAGUGGCCAGGUCUUAGUCUACCAUGACCUGCUAGGAAUGUUUCAUAGCCCAGACCACUCCAAGGUCACACCCAAGUUCUGCAAGCAGUUUGGCAACGUCGGCGCCGUCAUCACCAAGGCGCUCACCGAGUACAGGGAAGAAGUGGAGGCCCGGUCGUUCCCGGACGCCAUCUGCACGCCGUACAAGAUGUCCUGCAAGGACGCCGAUGAUUUCGCGAGUGUGCUGCAGAAGAUGGGCUUCGAUGGGUCUGCGGCUGCCGCGGCGGCCGCCGCCGACAAUGCUGAGAAAUUAGUACACAGAAAGCCGCAGGAGAUGAGCACCAAUGGCGUCUUGACUGCAGGAGCAGCAGUUUAAUAGUAGCUUGCCGAGCGUAAUGGUAUGAUUUGCAGGAGCAGCAGUUUUUUACACUGUGUUUACCACCGAUGUACACGUAAUAAAAAGUUUGGCAACAGCCAUGUCCAUGGUGUGAUCGAA